AUGACGGUCAAACUGCGCGAUGCAGCGUUGAAGACCAUCAAGAGAUACUUGGCUGUUUCCAUCAACGAAGCCAACGGAUUCAGUAGCUCAAAAAUUGAAGGCUACGUGAAGCUUCUAGAAGAGCAAUGGGCAAAGUUCACGGAGGCACAGGAUGCGGUAGAGGUUUCAUGUGGAGUCGAAACGAUUGAUGCUGAAGAGCAAGCGCGUGUGCAGGCAGAAGCCUGGUACGUGGAGGCGCUUUGUAACUUCAAGCAAGUGCUUAGUCAAACAUCGUUGCCUAUCGCCAGUACACCCACGGCAGUAACACAGGCUAUCGAGACGUCGACUACGGCAGUGCGCCUACCCAGAAUCGAGCUUUCCAAAUUUUGUGGUGACUCAACUGGGUGGAUUCUAUUCCACGAUUCGUUUAAGGCAUUGGUGCACGAUAAUACGACGCUCUCAGGCUACCAGAAGUUGCACUAUCUUCGCAGCUGCCUUCAAGGCGAGGCGCUGCAGGUCGUCUCUAACCUAACAAUUUCGGAGGCAAAUUACCAUGUGGCUUGGGAUCUGAUUUGCUCAAAGUAUAAGGUGAUGCGAAUCAUCGUUGAUAGUCACUUUCGCGCAAUAUUCAACAUAAAGCCAGUUACGAACGAAACAGCACAAACACUUAAACACGUUCUCAAUUCAAUGUUGCAAAACAUACGGGCUUUGCAGGCGCUUGAACGGCCAGUAGAGGCGUGGGAUGAUUGGUGGGAGUUGUCAUUCACGAAUGAUAAGCUGCCUACAUUCAACGACUUGCAAACAUUCCUCGAGAGCCGGUGCCGAUCGCUAGAGGUACUAGCACCUGGUAGUGGCGGACCAACCAGCAAAAGGGGCAGUAAUGCAGCCGUGUUGCAUGCGGAUCACAAAGCAUCAAAUUGCAAGAGCACGUCCAAUUGUUUGAGGUGUGGUCGCCGGCACCACACGCUACUCCAUGAAAGCUACAACAACACGAAUAGCCCUUGCGAAACAUCAGCAGCGGCAGCUGAUACAGCAUCAUGCGCUGCACCUGCACCCAACCGGGUGUCUAGCGAAAAGCAUACUCAUCUAGCAACUAGUUCUCUUGGUCCUGUCAAUGCGCUAUACCGAAGCCACGACAGCGUCCUUGCUGCGCUGCCGACGUCAGCGCUGGCUUCGUCACAAAGGGCAGCUGAGCUCACUACUCCUGCAGGGAAGCGGGAGUCUAAUGGAGCAGACAUCAAUUGUAAUAGUGCACCAGCUGCACCGUUACCGAUAACAGAGUUUCCACCGUGCGGCACAUCCGCAUUCUUGUCACCUGCUAAAGACCAGGCCCCCAACAGAGAUGUUCAACAAGCAACAGUAUGGUCGCAGGGUGGCAAUAUGACAUCACACUACGCCGAAGCAGACAACGCCAUAUUACUGGCUACCGCAGUAGCCAAUGUACGUGACUACGUCGGCCGCUGGCACGCUAUGCGCAUACUUUUCGACAGUGGGUCGCACGCUUCAUUUGUCACAGAGCGUUGCGUACAACAACUACGUCUUCCAAGAAGAUCAUCAGCUAUCUUGAUCACAGGCAUAGGCUCUACGCCAAGCGGUAGGCCAAGGGGUGAGAUAACUAGCGAUCUACCUACGACCUGCGUGAGCGUCGCAGAUUGGCAGCACAUCAAAGGACUUACACUGGCAGAUCCGCACUUUGCCACACCAGCUCCCAUCGACAUACUCAUCGGUAUGGACGAAAUGGAGCAUUUUCUGACUACUGAUCUACGCAAAGGCCCUCCUGGUACACCCCUGGCUCAGCGGACAGCACUCGGAUGGGUUCUCUUUGGACGAACCAGAAAUCCAACAACUACUACACACGCGGAGGUCCCGAGCCUACAUUGCGAUGUAGAUCUUGUUAAGAUUUUAAGCAAAGUUUGGGAGCUUGACCAGGUCCCGCAUCGGCAACAUCUCACGAACGAAGAAAAGUUCUGUGAAGAUCUCUUCGACUCAACACACCAACGUGCGGCAGACGGGCGUUUCAUUGUGCAGCUACCUCUAAAACCUUCUGUGCCUAUAGGCGAGACCCGUUCUGUCGCAUUACGCAGUUUUUACAGGCUUGAGAAGCGAUUAGCUGCAAACGAACACCUACGUCGGCACUAUGUGGAGUUCAUGCAUGAGCUGUUGCGGUUGGGUCACAUGGAGUGCGUCCGUGAUAGACCCUCAUCCUGUUAUUACAUGCCUCAUCACGCGGUAUUAAAAGAGACAAGUGAAACAACAAAAUUAAGAGUUGUGUUCAACGCAUCGAUGAAAUCCUCCUCAGGUUUUUCGUUAAAUGAUGCAUUAAUGGUUGGCCCACCAUUACAACAAGAAUUAUUUCCCAUUCUAUUGCGUUUCCGUAUGCAUCGUUAUGCCAUGACCGCCGAUAUAGCGAAAAUGUACCGCCAAGUAUAUGUUCACGAGAAGCAUGUGGAUUUCCAAAGAAUCGUAUGGAGAGAUGCGCCAACCGAAGAACUGAAAGACUAUCGCAUACUUCGUCUCACUUAUGGUACAGCUGCUGCAAGUCACUUGGCUGUGAAGGCGUUGCAGCAUAACAGGGCAGAAUUUCAGUCCUCUGCGGAAAUCAUUCUACGGGAUUUCUAUAUGGACGACCUCCUUACAGGAGCUCAUACCGCGGACGAGCUUGUGUUGCGUCAAAGUGAAGUAUCUCAUUUACUCUUAGAAGGCGGAUUUGAGCUGAGGAAAUGGGCCAGUAAUUGCAAGCAGCUUUUGGAUAAGAUUCCAACAUCCACAACGCCGAUAAAUCAUUUGUUAGCUGAAAACGGGGAAGUGAAAACGCUGGGGUUAACGUGGAACACGUCUCACGAUUACUUGACGUAUGCGGUAAGUCUUAAGACACCUCCUACUAUACUGACCAAAAGAGGUUUCCUGUCGGAUGCCAGCACUACUUUCGAUCCGCUCGGUCUAAUCGCGCCUUGCACUAUAAAGGCGAGAAUUUGGUUUCAGCAGAUUUGGCGCACUGAUGUCGAUUGGGACGAACCGGUUUCCGAUCAAAUAGCGAAAGAUUGGUACCUUCAUCGUGACGAGCUUCGAUUGUUGUCUAACCUUAAAUUAAACCGUUGGCUGGGUAUGAGCCCAAAUGCGCACACCGAAUUUCAUGUAUUUGCAGAUGCUUCGGAGAAGGCGUAUGCGGCCGUGGCCUAUGCACGUACUAAGUACUUAGACGGCAAGAUCGUGGUCAAUCUAGUUGCAUCCAGGUCGAAGGUUGCUCCGCUGAAAACUACAACUUUACCCCGACUGGAGCUGUGCGCUGCUCACCUGGGAGCAAAACUCAUUAAGCAGAUCACCGCUUGUGUGUGCUCGCCAGAAAGUCGCAUGUUCGGGUGGACAGAUUCAACUGUGACAUUGGCUUGGCUACAAAGUCACCCUAGCCGAUGGUCUACAUUCGUGGCGAAUCGCGUGGCGGAAGUGCAGGAAAUACUACCCUCCGAAUGCUGGGCGCAUGUCAGAUCCGAAAGCAAUCCUGCCUACUGUGCCUCCAGGGGUAUGUCGCCAUCGAGUUUGCUGUCACAUAAGUUGUGGUGGCACGGUCCAUCGUGGUUGUCGUCAUCUAGCUACGUACGACAUGAGGUCAAGCGACAAGAUCACAUCACUCAGCUUGAGUUGCGUAAGAAAACUGCUGCCGUAAAUGUAGCUGAACCAUCGCAGCAAUGGACCCUUCUCGAAAAAUGCUCCUCAUUCUCGAAGCUGAAAAGAGUUACGGCCUAUGUGAUGCGCUUCAUCGACAACGUGCGCAGUUGCGCGCAAACAAUGCCUCGCAAGCAAACAGGACCCUUAACCAGCAAAGAAAUCCAAGUCGCAGAGCUAAAACUCAUAAGAGGCUUUUGUAAGGUCAUGUUCUCGGACAACGGCACAAAUUUUGUGGGCGCCGAAAAGCAUCUGCGCAACAGUUUACAACAGUGCAUGACUGAUGACAGAUUUCGGUCAUUUUUUAGCGAUCUGAACAUUGAUUGGCGUUUUAACCCCCCAGCCGCACCCCACAUGGGUGGCUACUGGGAGAUUGGCAUCAAACGUGUUAAGUACCAUCUGAAACGUACAUUAGGCGAUACUCUCCUGUCAUACGAGGAGUUCAAUACGUUAUUGACUGAAAUUGAAGCUUGCGUGAACUCUCGGCCUUUGUGCGACAACUCAACAAAUGUUAGCGACUUGGAGGUAGUUCAAAGGUGGCGGUAUGUUGGCUUCAUAUCUGCCAGUGCACAUAUGGGUUAA
Messenger RNA from Rhagoletis pomonella (apple maggot), 4224 nucleotides. RefSeq lists its product as uncharacterized. The record is from RefSeq and is a predicted model, not a curated record. Gene Ontology annotation, molecular function: nucleic acid binding. The transcript has 6 exons. NCBI's taxonomy places the organism in Eukaryota, Metazoa, Arthropoda, Insecta, Diptera, Tephritidae. Bases 1 to 4224 code for a protein of 1407 amino acids. Gene Ontology annotation, biological process: DNA integration.